Molecule: messenger RNA, 1096 nt
Organism: Nicotiana attenuata
Lineage: Eukaryota; Viridiplantae; Streptophyta; Magnoliopsida; Solanales; Solanaceae
Product: premnaspirodiene oxygenase-like
Exons: 2
Coding region: 449-856 (135 amino acids)
Molecular function (GO): monooxygenase activity; heme binding; iron ion binding
Source: RefSeq, a predicted model, not a curated record
AUGAAGUUUUAAUUGAUGUAGUGCUAAGACUUAUGAAGGAUGGAAUCCUUCAGUUUCCAAUCACAAUUGACAACAUCAAGGCCAUUAUUAUUGUGAGUCUUAUAUAAUGCAUAAUUGUAUCCUCAUUAUUAUUCACGCAUGCAUGCACUUUCAUUCUUAAAUUUGAUAAUCAUUUUUGGUACAUAGAAUGUUGAUAUAGUCUCAGGUAGGACAUCCGAUCAUGGUUUCGUAAAGAAAUUUACACAUUAAAAGGGUUAUAAUUAAAAAAACAAUUCAACCACAACAACAUAGUUUUUCUAGGGUAAUGUAAUAAUAGCUAAAUAUCAUGUUUUGAAAAAUAAUUUUGACCUUGAAGUUAUAAGAAAUUAAAAUAUUUCAGUAGAAAUUGGUGAAAAGAUUAUAAAUAUAAAUAGCUAGCAUUCACGACAAAUAUCAAACUCGCUCAUAAAUGCAGGUUUUAUUCGCUGCUGGAACAGAAACUUCAUCGUCAACAGUUACUUGGGCCAUAGUAGAAACGAUGAAGAAUCCAAGUAUACUCAUCAAAGCUCAAGCUGAGGUAAGAGAGGCUUUUAAUGGCAAAGAAACUUUCGAUGAAAAUAAUGUAGAGGAGUUGAAGUACCUAAAGUUAGUCAUUAAAGAAACUUUUAGACUCCAUCCUCCACUUCCACUGUUGAUUCCAAGAGAAUGUAGAGAAGAAACAAAUAUAAAUGGCUACACUAUUCCUUUAAAAACCACAAUCGUUGUUAAUGUUUGGGCAAUGGGAAGAGAUCCAAAAUAUUGGGUUGAUGCAGAAAGCUUUAAUCCUGAAAGAUUUCAGCAUAGCACUAUGGAUUUUACUGGAAUUACUCCAAGUUAGUUGGACUUAGCUGAAUCGACUGGAUUAGCUGUUCUUAGAAAGAGUGACUUUUAUUUGAUUGCAACUCCUUAUUCACCUUCACCGGAGUAAUUUGGUGGCAUCAAACAUGUUUUAAACUUAUCUUUUCUUCUUAUUUACUUAUACCCAUCACCAUUGUACUUUCUUUCCUGCUGUACUUUAUGUUUUUACUUAUUUAUAAUGCAUCUGUCUUAUCUAUAGAAAAAAAUGUAUCAUUACAAU